This is a messenger RNA of Rodentolepis nana, 2037 nucleotides long. The record is from the annotation of a GenBank genome assembly. Lineage: Eukaryota; Metazoa; Platyhelminthes; Cestoda; Cyclophyllidea; Hymenolepididae.
AUGUCUAAAAAUGACGUUAAUUCUUACAAACCCAGUAUCCAGAAUUAUUCCUACACUCUGGAGGAUGGAAGUCAUGUAAACCCUUCUUACAAGGACCUUGUUCUUCCCAACAUUCUCAGAAACGGCUCAAAAUGUGUACAUGAUCUUUUUAAAGAAGCUAUGACUCUGGGAGGUGACCGUGAUUUCCUUGGCACACACCCGACCCCUUCCUCACCUUAUGUAUGGAAAUCCUUCAGGGAAGUCUAUGAACUUGUCAAACAGUUUGGCUCUGGUCUCCGUACUAUCGAUUCACUCACUUCAGAACCGUUCAAGUGCUGCGCCGAACUCUCGGUGUUAGUGUGUGAUUCCUCAGAAAAAGCCAUGCAUCUACUGAGUCUUGCCGAGCAAGUUCCCUUUGUGAAACACAUCGUCAUAAUGAACAACGAUGAUGAUUUAGUUGAGCUAAAAACAAAAGCUGGAGACAAUAUUGAGAUUGUCACCUUUAAUGAUAUACUGGAACGUGGAAAAUCCUCGCCACUUGAAACCAUGCCCUCCGAACCAGAUGACUUAGCCCUUGUAUGUUAUACAAGUGGAACAACAGGUGUCCCAAAAGGAGUGGUCAUUUCAAAUCGCAUGAUGCUAGCCAGCCUGAACAAUAAUAUACUCAACUGUGGUCAAGGUAUUAUUACAUCAGAGGGUGCCUACUUAUCUUACCUUCCCAUGGCACAUAUUUUGGAACAGAUGUUUGUUCUUCUUACAAUAUUCUCUCGGGGUAGAAUUGGCUUUUAUUCUGGCGAGCCCCGCCUUCUCUUUGAAGAUGCGAAAAUGUUGAAACCCACCCUAUGGACUACUGUUCCUCGAAUCUUAUUGCGGAUUUAUGAGGGCGUUCAGAAGAAAAUUGGCAAUUCUUCGUUCAAGAAGUCUCUUUUCAAUAGGGCUCUUGGCGCCAAAAUCAAAAGUGUUGAUGCGCACAACUUCUCUACCAACACGAUUUGGGAUAUCCUCUUCUUCUCCAAAGUUCGGGCUCUAAUGGGAGGAAAUGUUAGAGUUAUUGUCUGUGGUGGUGCACCCCUACCUACCCACGUUCUUCGAUUCACUCGAGCUGCCUUCUCCUGUUGGGUAUUUGAGGGUUACGGUUCAACAGAAACUGCAGGCUCCCUCUCAUCAGCAGCUGCAAGUGAUUGUGAUGGUGGUCACGUGGGGGCACCUGUGCCCGGUCUCAGGGUCAAAUUGGCCGAUAUCCCCUCAAUGAACAUUGUUGCUGCACGAGACAAUAAGGGCGAGAUUCGCGUUAAAGGCCCAAGCUGUACAACGGGUUAUUACAAGGAUCCUGAGAACACAGCAGAGCUCUUCGAUUCCGAGGGGUGGAUGCGUACCGGUGAUGUUGCUGUUUGGACUGAUAAAAAUAGUCUCAAGAUUGUCGACCGCUGCAAACAUAUCUUCAAGCUAUCUCAGGGCGAGUAUGUGGCUCCGGAAAAGAUUGAAUCCGUCUACUUGGAAAGCCGAUUCGUAAAUCAAGUCUUUGUUGACGGUGACACAGAGCAGUCCUAUCCUGUUGCCAUUGUUGUACCAGAGGCUCAAACUCUUGCCCAGUAUGUUAACUCCUCUAAACCUGACACCACGACCCCUACUAGCAAUGGAAUCAGCAAAAAUCACCAACCUCAACAAAAGGAAGCACCUGCUGGUGACAGUGUGACUUCUGUCAAAGCACCGGGUGAACAAUCGAAGGAUGAAUCUGUGACUGCGACAGAAGAUAAGAAAUCGGCUGUUCAGGCUGUUACUCCUGACGAAACCUAUGUUGUGCAUGGCAGCCAGAUGACUUUGGAACAGCUGUGUGACUAUAAACCAGCGAUUAAGACUGUUCUUGAUGAUCUAUACGCUCUUGGCAAAGCUCGAGGACUCAAAGGCUUUGAGCAGGUCAAGGCCAUUCGUCUUUCCUCUAUACCCUUCACAAUCGAAAAUGGAAUGCUAACCCCUACACUGAAGUCAGCUCGUACCAUUAUACGACAAGAAUUUGCCUCCGCCAUCAAGGCUCUCUAUCACCCAACAAGCAUCUAA